Messenger RNA from Ramularia collo-cygni, 441 nucleotides. Its product is annotated as 40S ribosomal protein S17. Gene Ontology annotation, biological process: translation. The record is from RefSeq and is a predicted model, not a curated record. Gene Ontology annotation, cellular component: ribosome. The transcript is spliced from 3 exons. NCBI's taxonomy places the organism in Eukaryota, Fungi, Ascomycota, Dothideomycetes, Mycosphaerellales, Mycosphaerellaceae. The coding region runs from base 1 to 441 and encodes 146 amino acids. Gene Ontology annotation, molecular function: structural constituent of ribosome.
AUGGGUCGCGUCCGCACCAAGACCGUGAAGAAGUCCGCCAAGGUCAUCAUCGAGCGUUACUACCCCAAGCUCACUCUCGACUUCGAGACCAACAAGCGCAUCUGUGAUGAAAUCGCCGUCAUUGCCAGCAAGCGCCUGCGCAACAAGAUCGCCGGUUACACCACCCACUUGAUGAAGCGUAUUCAGCGUGGACCCGUUCGCGGUAUCUCCUUCAAGCUACAGGAGGAGGAGCGUGAGAGGAAGGAUCAGUACGUGCCAGAGGUUUCGGCUCUGGACUUCACCCAGAACAGCGAGAGCGGUCAAUUGGAUGUCGACCAGGAGACCAAGGACUUGCUCAAGUCGCUCGGCUUCGACAGCAUCCCAGUCAACGUGGUUGCCGUCCAGCAGCAGCAGGUUGCCGACCGACCUCGCCGCUUCGGCGACCGCGCACCCCGUGCUUAA